AUGGAGCCAUUGCUUCCUGGUGCUCCGGCCGUGGGAGCGGGCGUUCCCUCGGAGCCAAAGCCCGUGGCCGCCCCCUCCAGCGAAUCGCUCAAGUCUGAAGUGAAUGGUGUCACGCCAGCCUCUGAACCAGCACCUGCCCCCGUGACAGAAAGCGCUACCCACGCGGCGCUCGACAUCAAGACCAUGCUCAAUGGUAGCGAUUCGACGCCAACCCCCCCAAGCACAAAUGGACAUGCGCACGUCACAGCCCAGCCAGCAGAGAGACCAGCAGCGGCCGUCGAACCACAGGAGCCUAUAUCCGCUCCCAAGCCAGUUGAGGCUAGCGCCUCAUUGGCAGAACGCCCAGUCCCCGAGGCAAACACUACUGCCCCCGCUGCCGCACCCGCGCCGGCGCCGGCCCCUGCUUCUAUUCCAGCCUCAGCUCCUGCUCCCGCUCCUGCUCCUGAACCUAAGACUGAAGAUGCGCCCAUGAAGGACUCUGCGCCUAGUGUUGCGGCGCCACAAUCCGCUGCCACGCCGGCCCAGCCUGCUGUGAAACCCGAGGCUCUUGUGGACACCAAGAUGGAAGAUGCUGCAGACAUCAAACCUGUUCAGGACACUCCUGCCAACACUCAGCCAUCGCAGGGCUCCAGCACCCAGGCAGCCUCUGAAGUCGACUUGCAGCAAGCUAGCGUUUCUCAGCUCAACCUCGACACACAGCCCGAAGACUCGAUUAUGCCUUCUGUUGAGGUGGCCAUGACUGACGCGCCCGCUCCUACAAAGGUAGCUCGUGAGCGCGAAGAGGAUGUCGUUGACGAACCGGCUGCGAAGCGCGCCCGUACCGAACCCGAAGAAGACAAGCCCAUUCCCAGCACCGAAACUGCUGCGAAGCCCGAGCCUGCUCCGGAGGCACCAGUGUCUGCUGCGCCAGCCCCUGCCGCUGCUGCUGCCGACGCGGAUCCCGCUACCCCAGCCACGCCCGCUGACGUUCCCAGCGUCGACUCUCUUCACAAGUGGAAUGAUCCCGAAGCGAUGAGCCGCGAGCUUACAGCUUUCCGUCGUCGCGAAAUUCGCAAAAUUAUUGGCCGAGUUAAGAAAACUAAGAGCGGCGCUAACUUCAAAGACUCUGUUCCUAAGCUCUGGCCGCAGCUCGCUGAUGCCUAUCUGGCCAAGAUUGAUCAUCCCGUCGAUCUUAGCGAAAUCGAGCGCAAGACCCGUGAUGAGACUGGAUACAUGACCCUUGGCCAGUUCAAGGAUGAUCUCGGCUUGAUUCACAAGAAUGCUCUUACUUUCAACGGUCCCGCACAUGACGUUACUGCUGGAGCCUUCAACGUCGUCAAGAUGGUAUGGGAGGAUGCACUUCCCCUCCCUGCCGAAGAACCGGCUCGCCCCAAGCCUAUUCCCAAGGCUAAGCCUGUUCGCGAGGCCAGAACCCCAACCAGCACUACACCGCAGCGCAGUAUGGGCGAAGGCGCUGGCAAGGCUGACGCUUUGCUGGACGCUGACAGACCUAAGCGCAACAUUCGGGCCCCUAAACCCAAGGAUAUCGACUACACCACAAAGCCCUCGCGCAAGAAGUUGAAGCCUGAGCUCCAAUUCUGCUUUGAGGUCAUGGAUGAAAUUAUGCACCCCAAGAACGACACCUUGAUUGAGUGGUUCAAGGUUCCUGUUGAUGCCGAGGGCCUCAACAUCCCCCACUACUACUCCAUCAUUAAGAAGCCUAUGGACUUGGGCAAGGUUAACGCUAUGCUGCAGGCCGGCGAAUUCACCAGCCUGAAGGACUUUGACAAGACAGUGCGCCUCAUUUUCGACAACUGCUACCAGUUUAACGGUCCCGUUGACCAGGGCAAUGUUGUGUCGCUCCGUGCCAAGGACCUCGAGAACUUUUAUAACAACCUGAUGAAGGAUAAGGACAACUGGCUUGCCAGGUUUGCCAAGGCCAACGCCCCUGUUGCUGCGUCCAACGACAGCGAAGACGACGAAGAUGAUGAGGAUGACGACAUGGAUGAUGCGCCUGCUGUUGACAACAGCAAGGAGAUCCAAGAGCUCACAGCUAAGCUUGGUGAGGAGACAUCAAAGCUCCACGCCAUGUUUGUCCCUGGUGCCAACCAGUCACUCAUCGACAUCCAGAAGGGCAUUGUUGACAUGGUACAGGCUGCCUUGAUGAAGGCCGUUGCCAGCGGCGGCGAGACCCAAGCCCGUGCACCCAAGAAGCCUGGUCGUGGCGGCAGACCCAAGGGAUCCGGUAACCGCAAGUCGCUUAGCGGCCAACCCAAGAAGACCCCUGGUCCCAAGAAGGGAGCGGUUAAGAGAAGCCUGUCGGCAUCGGACAAGGAUGCCAUUGCCAACGCCAUCAAUGACCUCGAAUACCCCCAUCUCGAUCGUGCUAUCGACAUUAUCAAGAAGGACACUGGUCAAAACGAAAACAAUGAUGGCGAGCUCGAGCUUGAUAUCGAUCAGCUGAGCAACGAUGCUCUUCUCAAGCUCUGGGAGCUCUGCAAGAAGGCGUUGCCUGGAUUCGGCAAGGGAUCUGCUUUUGAAGCGGCCGAGAAGGCUCCCAAGGCACCCAAGCCGGCGGCAUCGUCUUCGUCGCUGGGCAAGCCCAAGAAGAACAAGCCCAUGAGCGCACAAGAGCAGGAGGCACGCAUUGCGCAGCUGACAGCACUGCGCCAAAUGUACAAGGACGGCCAGGAGACGUCUGACGUCGCAGGCGGAGCAGGCGACUCGAUGCUUUCACCACCUGCGGGGGCUGAUUCGAGCGACGACUCAGACUCUGAGGAGGAAUAA
Messenger RNA from [Torrubiella] hemipterigena, 2766 nucleotides. The record is from the annotation of a GenBank genome assembly. NCBI's taxonomy places the organism in Eukaryota, Fungi, Ascomycota, Sordariomycetes, Hypocreales, Clavicipitaceae.